Prorocentrum cordatum is the source of this 2288-nucleotide messenger RNA. NCBI's taxonomy places the organism in Eukaryota, Dinophyceae, Prorocentrales, Prorocentraceae. The record is from the annotation of a GenBank genome assembly.
GUGUGGCGGACAUGCAGCUGAACGGCGCCGCUGACCUCGGGGCGUCGCAAACGCUCGCCGAACUCGAAGCCAUUGAGGUUGACGAGGAGACCAUCGGGUGGACUGAGGCUGCCGCGGCUGCCAACGCUGCCGGCACGCCCAUCCCAGGCGUCCGGACGCCGACAGCGCCAGGCCUGCCAUCGCCAUCACCCUUGACGACACUCAUCGAGCACGAGAUCUUGCAGUUCUUCGAGCUCGUGCAGGCCGCCCGGAGCGUGGACGGUCCGAUUGUCGUCCCGCGUUCCCUGGACUCCCGGGCCGACUUCGUCAUGGUCCUCCGCUCGCUCGCCUACGCCCCCUCGGCCGCGGACGCCUGGAGCGUCCUCGGCCUUUCGCCAAUCGAAGGCCCAGACAUGACUCUGAAUACCAUCGAGGCCCGCCUCCGCUUCGCGAAGCUGCUGGCCUCCAUGAUCGAUGGUGCAGCGUGGCUGGAAGCGGACAAAAUAGAGACCCAUAGGGACAUCCAGGCGAUCGCGACUGCCGCGGCGACCUGCUCCGCAUUGUUCGACCUGUGGGCCCGCGAGCGCAAGCGGACGCGGCCGUCCAAGCUUCCGCUGUGGUGGGAGUUGGGCAGCCGAGCACUCCAGGCCGUUCUGGACACCGCCCCAAGCAACAUGGAGGUCGCAUGCACGCAGUGGUCGUCCUUGCUGGACACCAGCGCGAUCCGCGCCCUCCCCCAGCUCCAGGGACGGGUGGCGCCCACGGAUGCCGCCCGCUUGCUCGCAGACCUCGCGGAGAAGGGCGACCCCAGCUUCUGGGACACCGUGCAGAGCACUGGGAGGCCCAUCUCGCUUUGGGCGCCCUCGAACGCCUCCGCCCUCGGCCGCCUCCUGUCCGCACUGCUCCGGCGUGGCUCGAACAAUCCCUGCGAGUACGUCCGCUUCAUCGUGCCGCUGGACCUCUUCCACGGCUGCGCCACCGUCGAGAGCAUCUGCGACCUGUGGUGGCACGACCUCAUGAGCGAGAAGUGGGCCGCCCUCCGUCGCCGCAUCGAGUUCCACCCCCAGCCGGUGGAGUUUGUGUCCCCUGGUCCGGCAGGACCGCGGCACGAGCUUCGAGGGCUCGCGAUCUUCACGGUCUCAACAUCCCUCCUCCGGGAGUCCCCUAAGAUCAGCGAGCUGGAUACCCCCGUGCUCGAGGUCGCGCCCUCGCCCACAUACCUCGUGGAUUUUCCGUCGAUCCUGGGGGCGGAGGUCAUGAACGUUUUGUGCAGCGCGCUCGGCGGGUUCGGUCCGACUGGAACGAUCGGCAGGAUUUACCGCAGCCCAGGAUAUACGGACGAGACUCCCAGGGGCCGAGUCGAGGUACGUUUCGCCCACGCCGCCUCGCGCCUCGACCAGGAGCUCUUCAUGCGCCACGCCCGCCGGCUCUUGCCAGCAGGCGUGAGUUUCGCUUCCGCGGCUAUCUACACGGACCCAGGCUCCCUCAUCGCGGAGCUCGGCCACGCGGACGCGCUCAUGUCGAUCUGGGCGCUCUGCUCCGGAGCCCUCUUCUUGAACAAGUCCACCCUCCUCCUAACGACGGAGGCGUCCGCCGACACGUGGCAGCAGGCCAUGGAUACCACGAUGCGCAACGACCCAGACACGGCAGUCUACAAGCUGAAAUGGCGCCCGUCCCGCCAUGGAGGGCGCCCAUUCGCCAUGCCCUCGGCGCUUCCCGCGAGGAUCGCCGCGACGCGUCGGGCCAAGCAGACCCGCGGGACCUCCUCGGCGGCCCAGGCCAUCACGGACGUCGAGAUCAAGGGUCACCUCCACGCCGACGAGCACGCGCUGGUCCGUGCCUUGGUCACGCACCUGGUCGGCCAGACGGGCAUCCCGCUCACCGAGCUGCAGGAGGAACGCGGGCACCGGGCAGGCAAGUGGCAAUGGCUGGCCGCCGCCGACCCCUCAGCGCCGCCUGGCCGGUUCCGUCUCUACUUGCAUGACCUGGAGGAGGUGGCUCGGGUUCGAGCCACCCUGCACGACAAGGCGGUGAGGGUCGGCAUGGACACUUUCCGCGUGCAGGUCUUCAACGAUCUGCAAGACAGGGUGCAUGGUUCAGGCUGCAUGACCUUCAUGCUCGACGUCGUGUUGCACCUGCUGGACGGCCUCCUGUCCACCAGCCGCGACGCCAGCGUCCCCAGCAUGGAUAAUUCGCAUUUUGCUGCCGCCGCCGCCGACUACCUCCCCACCCUCCUGCCCGCGCCCAUCGACGAGCAAGUUUCCUGGUUGUCCAACCGCAGCAACGUCCCCGUCUCCAUCCUCCAGAAG